CCACUGAUGUGGAAUAUUUUUUCGUCCCCCGUAGCAAGCCUCUCGUCUUUUGGCUACCAUAUAUUAGUACCUUCAACCAGAUGACCCUUGCACCUGAGCACGACGGGCUGAGGAGGACGGACGAGAGCAGCAUGUCAGGAUUCCAGCCGCCUGUACCGGGCGACGCGGAGAAGGGACCGGCUCAGUCCAGCCCUGCAAGCGGCUCUUUGUCAUUGCCGCAGGACGACGAGAAAAGGAGUGUGGGGCAGGCGGGAAGGACGUCGAGCGAAACGGCCCAGACUGAGGACCUCGGAGGUGGGGGAGAGAGCCGAAGGCCUGCGUCACGCCAGCGGACACGGGACGAGGCACAGAGUCAACCCGGUGGCGACGUCGCUGGCGGCAACGGCCUGCUUUCCCGCGCGGUGAGCCGCGUGCUCACACACGCGAGCACCAAGUCCAGCUGGAACCCGGGCCCGCCGCCCGAUGGGGGACUGCAAGCGUGGAUGGCCGUCGUCUGCACCCACCUCGUCGUCAUGAACACCUGGGGCAUCGUCGGCUCGUUCGGGCUGUUCCAGACGCACUACACGGCCGCGCUCGGCCGCUCCCCCUCGGACGUCUCCUGGAUCGGCUCGAUCCAGAUCUUCCUCCUCUUCUUCGUCGGCGCGCUGACCGGCCGCCUGACCGACGCGGGCUACUUCCGCCACAUCUUCGCGCUCGGCGUCGCCCUCCAGCUCGUCGGCAUCUUCACCACCUCCGCCGCCUCCCAGUACUGGCAGGUGCUGCUGGCCCAGGGCAUCUGCCUGGGCCUGGCCAACGGCUGCCUCUUCUGCCCCUGCAUCUCCACGCUGUCGACGUAUUUCAGCGCCCGCCGCAGCCUGGCCAUGGGCCUGGCCGCCUGCGGCACCGCCACCGGCGGCCUGAUCUUCCCCAGCAUGGUGCGCCAGCUGCUGCCCGUGCAGGGGUUCCCGGCGACGAUGCGCGCGAUAGGCUACCUGCAGGUUGCCACGUUUGCGGUGGCGUUUGUCGGGCUGAAGCAGAGGAUCCCGCCGCGGCGGAGCGGGCCGCUGGUGGAUUGGGCGUCGUUUCGCGAGGGGGAGUAUACGCUUUAUGCGAUGGGCAGCUUUUCGUUCUUCCUCGGGCUGUACUUUGCGUUCUACUACAUUUCCUCCUUCAGCAGGGAUAUCAUCGGCCUGAGCUACACCGACAGCUUGAACUUGUUGCUAGUUCUGAACGGCGUGGGCCUGCCGGGCCGGCUGCUGCCGAACCACCUGGCUGACCGCUUCGGCGCGCUCAACAUGAUGAUGCCGACGGCCACGAUUGCGGGCGUCUGUAUGUUCUGCUGGAUGGCGGUCAAGUCGACGACGUCGCUGUACGUGUGGUGCGUCUUCUAUGGUUUGACGGGUGGAGGAAUCCAGAGCUUGUUCCCCGCCGUGCUGAGCAGCCUGAACACGGACCUGCGGAAGGCGGGCGUCAGGAUGGGCAUGGUGUUCACCAUCGUCAGCUUUGCGACGCUGGCGGGGCCCCCGAUCGCCGGCGCAAUUAUCACGGCCGAAGGAGGCACCUACUAUGGCGCUCAGGCUUUCGCUGGGGCGUGCCUACUGCUUGGGGCCGCCCUCAUGGUCGCGGCCAGGACGGUCAAAGUCAGGAGGCUGAUGCGCGAGACGGAUGCGCCCGGUUCAGCCUGGCGUGUCAAGGUUUAGGUUCAGCGUGGGUUGUUGCCGGGACGGCCGAUGGGAGUAAAAAGGAAACAUCGAGACGGGGGCUGUAAAUAUGAGCAUGCUGUGAUGACAUCAUGGACGGGGC
Messenger RNA from Thermothielavioides terrestris NRRL 8126, 1782 nucleotides. RefSeq lists its product as uncharacterized. The record is from RefSeq and is a predicted model, not a curated record. Gene Ontology annotation, molecular function: transmembrane transporter activity. The transcript is spliced from 3 exons. Gene Ontology annotation, cellular component: fungal-type vacuole membrane. Bases 81 to 1679 code for a protein of 532 amino acids. Gene Ontology annotation, biological process: transmembrane transport. Lineage: Eukaryota; Fungi; Ascomycota; Sordariomycetes; Sordariales; Chaetomiaceae.